AUGCCAUACCCAGAUGUUGAAUCCGUUUCUUCUUCAAACAAUCGACUUAUCACCGAGGAGCUAGAUUACGACAUUCCCGUUAUAAAGAAUGACUAUGAUCGUAUGUUUCUUUCAUUAACAAAUGAGCAACGUAACAUUUUGCUAAACAUCAUGAGUGCUAUUCAAGAAAAUAAAGGAGGUGUCUUCUUUGUUUACGGUUAUGGUGCAACGGGUAAAACUUUUUUAUGGAAAACAAUAUCUGCAGCAAUUAGAUCUAAAGGUAAUAUUGUCUUAAAUGUUGCUUCAAGCGGUAUUGCUUCCUUAUUAUUACUCGGUGGUAGAACAGCACGCUCUCGAUUUAUAGUUCCGUUUGAACUUACAAAGGAUUCUUUUUGUAAAAUAAAUCCAGACGGGAAAGUUAUUGUCUUUGGAGGAGAUUUUAGACAGAUUCUACCUGUUGUUCCGAGUGGCAGUAGACAGAACAUUGUAAAUGCUUCUUUGAGUUCUUCGUAUUUAUGGCAACAUUGCAAAGUCCAUAGAUUAACAAAAAACAUGAGGCUAACUGUUGGAAGGAAUCAAUCUGAUAUAGUAAAAAUAAGAGAUUUUGCAAAUUGGCUUUUGGAUAUAAGAGAAGGCAAACUUGGUGGUCCGAACGACGGUGAAACAAUUAUCAAUAUUCCGUAUGAUAUUCUCAUUAAUGAUUCACUUGAUCCUAUAGGUUCUUUAAUUGAGUUUGUAUAUCCUUCAAUUUUAGAGAACUAUAGCGAUAUAAAUUAUUUCCAAGAAAGAGCGAUACUUGCUCCAAAAAAUGAAGUUGUCUAG
Messenger RNA from Lactuca sativa (garden lettuce), 801 nucleotides. RefSeq lists its product as uncharacterized. Gene Ontology annotation, biological process: DNA repair; telomere maintenance. The record is from RefSeq and is a predicted model, not a curated record. NCBI's taxonomy places the organism in Eukaryota, Viridiplantae, Streptophyta, Magnoliopsida, Asterales, Asteraceae. Gene Ontology annotation, molecular function: DNA helicase activity.